Molecule: messenger RNA, 3153 nt
Organism: Hermetia illucens (black soldier fly)
Lineage: Eukaryota; Metazoa; Arthropoda; Insecta; Diptera; Stratiomyidae
Gene: Naglu
Product: alpha-N-acetylglucosaminidase
Exons: 5
Coding region: 849-3149 (766 amino acids)
Source: RefSeq, a predicted model, not a curated record
GCAUCUUUGCUUCCACUAUGAAGUAUUAUUUCUAAGUUAGUGAGAAGACGCCUGGCAGAGUAGUUCCAAAAUCUUUAUGCAAUUGGUUUCAAGUUUUCAAGUGAUCCCGAUAAUAGUUAAAUAUAAUUAAUUUGUGUAUAAUAAGACAAAAUAAUAAAUUUCAAGAUAGUUCUCAUCGGAUAACGUUUGUUCUGUAAAAAGUGCAAUUUUCCGCUGUAAAAGGAACUGAAAUCUCCGGAACAAUGUUUCCUCUCCGAUAUUAGUUUCUAAUCUCUCUCUUGCUAUAUAUUGGUCAAACUUACCCUGCUUAAAUUAACAUUAUCUGAUUACUCACCCCAACUGCUAUGCAUGCUGACUACUGUCCAUUUUAAUUCAAUAAACACAAAGAGAGCGCCGCCUUCUUCGAAUCAGUGAAAGUUAUCAGUUCUUUUUCCACAAGUGCCGAUUGAGGGCAAUCGUAUUAUUAUAUGUAUUCAUGAGAACUUUUGUUACGAUUGUAAAUAAAGACUUGGUCGAAUAAGAACAAACUUAUUGACCGUCAGAAGUGGUGUACUGAGCGAGCCUCUCAUGUACUUAGUAGCAGUUUUGUUCGUGUACAUUACAUACCAUCUCUGUAUGCGGCCGCCGAGAAACUUAUCAAGAAACUGAACUCAUAGGCAGUGAUAAGAAAUUUCGCCGGGGCUAGAAGGACGUAAUUUCUCCUGUUUAAGUGUUAGAAUUCUAGUGAUCCUUCGAUUAUAAUUGAAUCGUGACCAAACUAUCCUAAAAUAAAUAUUAAGAAAAGCCGGAAAUUCAAUGCACAAAAUCUACAGUGGUCAUUACCGCUUGAUACGUUGCCCCGCAUACUGAUGGAUACGCUGGUUAAAUUGUUAUUAAUUAGUGCCUUGUGCGUUAGUGCCCUCAGUGAUGAUUCAACUCAAAAAACUGAAACUAGGAAAUAUCUUGAGAGAAGAUUGCAACAUGUUCACACAAAAACUUCAGCAGAAGUGCAGCAGAAAGCCGCCAGUGAAGUUCUCGUCCGCCUUCUACCAAAGCAUCGACAUCUAUUCAACAUAACAAUAAACCAAAGCCUUCCAACCAAUUCAUUCCAGCUCUUCAAAAAUGAAAAUGGUACGACUCUACAAAUAUCAGCCUCAAGUGGAGUAGCUGCCUGCAAAGGAUUUCACUACUAUUUCAAAAACGUGCUGGGUGGCCAUAUAUCUUGGAAUGGAAAUCGGAUUCCUCGCAUACCUGCCAUUCUACCCCCAAUUAACUACACGAGUCAAUCAGCGAGUGAAUUUGUUUACCACCAAAAUGUUUGUACCUGGUCUUAUAGCUACGCAUGGUGGACUUGGGCCGAUUGGCGAAGUCAUAUCGAUUGGAUGGCAAUGAUGGGAGUAUCUCUUACAAUCGCCCCCAUCCAAGAAGCGAUUUGGACCAGGGUAUAUCGAAAAUUUGGAUUAACAGAGGAUGAUAUUAACAGACAUUUUUCUGGACCUGCCUUUCUAGCUUGGCAACGAAUGGGCAAUAUUCAUGGUUGGCUCGGACCAUUAUCAUACAAAUACAGAGCUCAACAGUUGGCCUUACAAAAACAAAUCAUUCAAGCGGAACGCAGUCUUGGUAUGUCAGUGGCGCUUCCCGCAUUUGCAGGACACGUACCGAAUGCAUUCGCGAAGCUCUAUCCAAACGUAACCAUAACUCCCCUAAAGCCUUGGAGUCGCUUUCCAUUGGAAUAUUGUUGCACAAUGUUCGUUGAUCCCGCAGAAGAACUCUUUCAGAAAAUUGGAAAAGAAUUCCUACAGGAAGUGUUAAAAGAGUAUGGAACCAACCAUCUCUACUUCAGUGAUCCCUUCAAUGAAAAUCCGCCAGCAGUACUCAAGCCUGAAUAUAUGGCUGAAACAUCAUUAAAUAUCUACCAAGCAAUGGAACGAGUUGAUAAGGACGCAGUUUGGCUACUUCAAGAUUGGAUGUUUGAAGGAAACCCGCUAUGGUCCCAAGAUAUUAUUAAGGCAUUUCUUACUGCUAUACCUAUCGGGAGGAUGUUAAUUCUGGACCUGCAAUCUGAAAUAGUUCCGCAAUACGAAAGAACGCAUUCGUACUUUGGACAGCCGUUCAUUUGGUGCAUGUUACAUAAUUACGGUGGCACAUCAGGAAUGCAUGGUUCUCUGCACAUCGUUAAUAACAGAAUUGGCUUAACCUGGAAUAUGACGAAUAGUACAAUGAUUGGCGUUGGGAUCACAAUGGAAGGUUUAAAUGACAAUUAUGUUCUGUAUGAAUUCACCCUCGAAAGGGGCUGGCAAUUAGAUGAUUUCGAUGAAAAGCAAUGGUACGAUAACUUUACUGCGACGCGAUAUGGUCUGAACGAUCCAAAAGUCAGAAGAGCGAACGAUUUGCUUCGGAAAACAGUAUACGGCUACAGAGGACCCGAAAAACUGCAUGGUAAAUACUCCAUUGUUAAGAGACCAAGCCUUAGAUUUCCAACAUGGAUAUGGUACAAAAUUAAGGACUUCCAAUCCGCUUGGUAUUCAUUUCUAAAAGCAAAUCCUUCUUUUUAUAAAAGUCCACUAUAUCGACACGAUCUUGUAGACAUCACCAGACAAUUUUUACAAAUCAAAAUCGACGAAUAUUAUGUUAAUAUUGUGCAUGAAUACAAAGCACAAAAUUUACCAAUUUUGAGGAUAUUAAAUCGUGAUAUGCUUGAACUUUUUAUUGAUCUGGAAAAAAUUCUUAGGACAUCUCCAAGAUAUCUACUUGGUAAUUGGUUAACCGCUGCCAAACGGAUGGCAACAAGUCCACUGGAGAAACAAAUGUACGAAAUAAAUGCUCGGAAUCAAAUAACAUUGUGGGGACCAGACGGUCAAAUAACUGACUAUGCAAGCAAACAGUGGUCUGGAAUGGUUGAAGACUAUUAUUUUAAACGUUGGGAGAUGUUCUUGAACGAAUUAGAAUUGGCUCUUGAAAACAACCAAACAUUUGAUGAUAAAUCUUACAAAGCAAAGCUAUUUCGAGAGGUUGAAAACCCGUUCACGUAUAGCAAAAAAGUUUACCCGACUACGACAAGAGGUGACUCGAUUAAAAUAUCGGUGCAAAUCUACAAAAAAUGGAGCGAUCAUAACAAUAAACAUUAUUUGACUCAAAGGACACCUAUUCAAAAUAAAGCAGAUUUCUAAGUCA